This is a messenger RNA of Pelagomonas calceolata, 4177 nucleotides long. Lineage: Eukaryota; Pelagophyceae; Pelagomonadales; Pelagomonadaceae. The record is from the annotation of a GenBank genome assembly.
CGCCGCGCGACGGCAUUGCUGCCCCGCCCGGGGCGCGCUUCCAACGCAGCCCCCGCGGCGCGCUGCGGGCCUCCAGAAGCGGUCGACGCGCUCAUCGCAGUGUUACCUUGGUAUACCAAUAACAAGGACCAGAGACAUGGGCAAGGGCUCCGCCGCCAGCGCCCAGGUGGUCCCCGCGGCGGACAGCCCCCAGAGCUACCGGUCGAGUUCGCCGUCGAAAUCGACCACAACAAACCGGACGAAGAACUCCCACGUCGCUUCCGUGUUACAUGCGAUCGCGAAGGCUGACGAGGACAAUCGUCACGAGAUUCCCUUUGACGACGUGCCUCCCGAGUUGCUAUGUCCCGACCGGUUGGAUUUGAGGGUCUGGUCUUUGUUGGUGUCGAACAAAACUUGCGCUACGAUAGAGAACUAUGUCACGGAACGCGAAUCGAAGUUCGUCGAAGACGCCAUGGCGCAACUAGCUGAAGAACAAAGGCAGGCAGACCUACCUAGGAAGAAGGCCAAGAAGGCUUCAGAUGAUAAACGAGGCGUUUCUGCAUCUAUGGCUGCUACGACGGAUGCGAGAUGGUUGGCAAGGCAGGAAGCCUAUGCCUUACAGCGAGCCAAGGUCGAGGCCGACGCGAGGGCGGGUGCUCUGGAAAGAUCGCAUUCCGAAGUAGGCUUGAAGGCGGUCAGGAUGGGUGGUGCUUCUAAGUUAGGAGAUAUCGGUCUUUCGCGGAUCGCGAAAUGUGCGCCGCGGCUGGAAGUCUUAGAUAUUUCGGGUGCUAUCGAUAUUCACGAUGUCGGUCUCAGGGAAGUCGCCUUGCAUUGCGUCCACCUCCGCUACUUGGAUUUAUCUGGAUGUUCUUCAUUAACGGGACCGGGAUUAGCUGCAAUUGGGGAAAGAUGCAACCAGCUCAAACACGUGUCCCUAAGAGGGUGUAGUAGAGCAGUCAACGGCUGGGCUCUAGCUGCCCUAUCGAAGGGCUCGGGCGAAGCUAUCGAGUAUCUAGAUAUGUCCCACUGCCAGCUGUUGAGCGACCACGACCUUAUGACGGUAGGGAAGGAUUGUACUUCUUUGACUUACUUAGAUGUCUCGCACUGCAAACAAAUAGGGGACCAGGGCGUCGUGGAGGUGUCGAACCACUGCUCACGAUUGGAAGUGCUCAAGUUAGCAAGGACGGAGUUCCCGAACAAAUUAACCGAUGUCGCCAUCUUGAGUAUAGCGGAAGGCUGCGGCAAGACGCUGAAAGAGUUGGAUCUGAAUGGUUGCGAAUUAGUGACGGACGUCGGCGUGUCCUGGUUGGCGCACCAGGCGGGGGCUACCCUUGAGAAAAUUCUACUGAGGAAUUGCGAUAGAAUAACGAACGCGGGAUGUAGGGCCUUGGCGGACCACUGCCACGUCCUGCAGAAGGUCGAUAUCCGGGGGGCUCGUCGUUGUACCGAUGUGGGUAUCAGGGUUCUAGGUGCGGCUCUUGGGGAACAACUACAACACUUGGACAUCGGCCAGAUGCACCUGUUGACGGACGGCGUCGACCGGGGCUUCGGCUUUGAAGGCAUACUAGCUCUAGCGCGCGACGCGCGGGCUCUACGCGUGUUGCGGCUGGACGGCUGCUUCCAGGUCUCGAAACGGUCUCUAGCUGCUCUAGCCAAGGGCCUCACGACCUUGCAGGAAAUCGGCCUCGCGGGCUGCCCGCGACUCCAUGCCAAGGAGUUUGGUGAUUUGUGCAAAGCGUCAAAAGACUCGCUCGAGAAGAUCUCGCUCGCGUGCUGCGGCGACUGCGUUUCUGAUGAUCUGGUGGUGAACAUGGCGCGCGGGGCGCCCCGCUUGAAGCAAUUGAGUUUGAGGGACUGCGAGCGCUUCGGCCAGCGGGGCUGCAAGGCCCUUGCUACCAAUUGUUUGCGACUCACAAGGUUAGAUCUGACGGGCUGUGCGGGCCUCACGGACGAGGCGGUCAACGAAUUCUCGACGGUGCGGUGGAAGCCGCCCGGCUUGAGGCACUUGUUACUAGCGCACUGCCGCGGCGUGGGCGAUAUUGGUCUGGCCUGGCUGGUGGAGGGUUCUGGUAGCAAUGAUAUUGUCACCCUUAAUCUCACGAAGUGCUCCUGUACCAGUGCAGCGUUAAAGUCGUCGCGGGACUACUUCCCCCACUCGGAGAUGAAGCGCGAUCCAGGCUUCUUCGGGUUCUGGCCGAAACCGCGGUGGGAGCAUCGACUGCAGAUCCAGGCGUUUGGUAGGGAUCGAAGAGGCAUCGUCAAGACCCAGGCAUCAUAUAGAGGGUAUUGUGGAAGACGCUACACGAAAGGUUUAAGAGCGUGGAAGGCCCUCGAGAAGGCUACUCUGGUAUUGCAGAAGCGGUGGCGCGGGUCCAAGGGUCGAGCGCGGUACCGCUACUUCCGGGCGAAGUUUAUCAGGGAGACGCACGCGGCGACCGUCAUUGAAUCCGGUGUUCGCGGUUCAUUUGCAAGGGGGAAAGCGAGACGGUUAAGAAAGGUGGACCAGUGGCGGAGAGCGUGUCGAGCGGCCAUUCUGGUCCAGGCCGCGUAUCGAUCGUUGGUCGCGCGGCGCUACGCUACGUUAAGGCUGAAGGAGGCUCAAAUACUGAGGGAGAAGCGACUCGGAGCCUCGAUCGAGAUCCAGCGCAUCUAUCGUGGGUUAAGGGGCAGGCAGCGCUUCCGGUUCUUCGAAGCUGAAAGGCAGAGAAAGCUGAUGCGGCGGUUCCGGGCGUGUCAGAAGAUCCAGAUGUGGCGUAGAUGUUUGUUGGCGAAGUGGCGUACCGACUUGCUAAGGGAGCAUUUCGAGAGGAGGCAGGCGUUGGAGCGGGCUACUGCUAUACAUAUCCAGGCGAAGAUUCGUACUUUUUGUACGCGUAGAGUUUAUAGAAUUAUGCGGCGAAAGUACGACGCUAGGAUGCGCAUUGCGUUGUUCUGUCAAUGCGCUUGCAGACUGCGGAAGUCCCAGAUCGUCGUGUAUGUCGCCGCGGCCGAAGGGAGACAUAGGAAGGAAGUGAACGCUGUUUGUUGCAUACAAAGAAUGUACCGCUGCCGGGCGGCUCGCGAUGAAUACGCGAAGCGGAAGCAAGCUUAUAUGGAGUACCUCGCAGCUCGACUCGACGCGACGAUCACCAUACAAGCGCAUUCAAGAACUUGGGCGGCCUUGGUGAUCUUCCGACAGUUGAAGGCGGAGAAGGACGAGUACGACGCGCGCAUGGCUGAAGUGACAAGAUGGGCCUCGUCGACCAUACAAGCACUGUAUAGAGGACAUUGUGGACGUAUCAGAGCCGUUGCAGUCAGGGAUGAAAAGCGGGCAAGGUGGAAGGAGAUGUUCGACGAAGACUCGAGAAGGCCCUUCUUCUACAACCAAAUUACCGGAGAGAUUAGGUGGCGGAGACCGCAAGAUUUAUUGGAGCUCAUGCCCCGGCCGCUCUGCGGCAAUUGCGAGUACUUCGAAGCAUCCUUGGAAUGUAGCGUAUGUCAGGAGUUCUUCUGCGCCGAAUGUCAUCAAACCGUUCAUUUUGGUGGCAAGAGAGCCAAACACCCAUUCAGAGCGCUGUACGAUGCGUUUGGUAAGCGCGUGGAUUACGGCGACGGCGACUUCGACCUGGGGAGCAUGUGGCCUUCCGAAAUUAUUCAAGAUGACAUUGCUGGUAUUUUGUUGAGGAUAGCGCCUCAUAGAGAUCCAGCCGAGAAGAUCGGGCUGUGGGAGCGAUAUGAUGAUGACGAGUAUCAGAAGUCCUACUACUACAAUCCGGUCUCGGGUGAGGGUACGUAUGACAAGCCGCAGGCCGUCCGGGAGCAUGAGCAGCUCACGGCUCUCCAACGGGCCCAGCAGCAGUCGCAGGAGCACGGCCUCGAGUACGACGACUACUACCAAGGUCAUGCAAGGCCCAUGACGGGCGUGUCCUUCGCGGGCCUGUCUCCCACUAGACCGACGACGGGCAUUUCCUGGGCGCCUUCCUCGCCGAACCGCCCGCGGACGGGCCUGUCGCAGAAGUCCAUCGAGUCGCACCAUUCCAACACCACGGUCCUAUCUCGGAAGGAGGGCGUCGACUACUCGCCCAUGAACACGCCCACUGCCUCCGAAUAUUCAAGAGCGGGGACCCCGGCGUCUCCUGAUUUAAGGGGCUGGACGCCGCCCGCGGCGCCGCGCGAGCUCGAGGCCGAGCAGGGGGGACUCUAAAGCUACAUGUUGUGU